Nomascus leucogenys (northern white-cheeked gibbon) is the source of this 2568-nucleotide messenger RNA. RefSeq names its product endosomal transmembrane epsin interactor 1 (gene ENTREP1). Lineage: Eukaryota; Metazoa; Chordata; Mammalia; Primates; Hylobatidae. Gene Ontology annotation, cellular component: membrane. The record is from RefSeq and is a predicted model, not a curated record.
CCGCCUGCAGUGCUCCCUGUGCGGGGCCUUCGGCUCCGCUCCGCGUCCUCUGCCCGCCGCAGCCGGCCGCACCCAUCCCCGUCCGUCCAUGUCCCUGCCCGUGGUGCUCCCGGGCUCCUGCUGCCCCGUGGCUGGGCUUUCGGGUGGGCCGCAGGCCGGGGGCCCGGGCGCCGCUGCCGCCGCCGCCCAGGAGCCGCCGCUGCCCCCGCUGCGGCCGCGCUGGCCCCGGGGCGCGCUGCAGCCCCCGUCGCGGCCUCGCUGCGCGGCCACCGCUGCUGCUGGGGUGCUGGCCGCCCCGCCGGCGCUUUCCUCCCGCCGGGCUGCCGCCGCCGCUGCCGCCGCGGCCCCGGGCUCCGCGCUGCUGCCCGCCCGCCCGCUGCUGUCACUCGGGCUGCUGCAGCUGAUCCUGGGCUGCUGCAUGGUGGCGCUCAGCUUCGGGGCGCUGUCGCUGAGCAGCUCCCCGCAAGUGAAGAACUCGUGCCCGUUCUGGGCCGGCUCCUCGGUGAUACUCUCUGGAAUCAUAGGAUUAACAACUUGGAAAAGGCCUAUGAUACUCCUGGUAAACCUCUUUGUGCUGCUCUCUGUGGUUUGUGUCCUCUUGAAUCUAGCUGGAUUUAUCCUAGGCUGCCAAGGGGCCCAGUUUGUGUCCAGCGUGCCCAGGUGUGAUCUGGUGGACUUAGGCGAAGGCAAGAUUUGCUUCUGUUGUGAAGAAUUUCAACCAGCCAAGUGCACAGACAAAGAAAAUGCCUUGAAACUCUUUCCAGUUCAGCCCUGUAGUGCUGUUCACCUUCUACUUAAGAAAGUCCUCUUUGCCCUGUGUGCCUUGAAUGCCCUGACCACCACCGUCUGCUUGGUGGCCGCUGCCCUCCGCUACCUCCAGAUAUUCGCAACCAGGAGAUCCUGCAUCGAUGAAUCCCAGAUUUCUGCUGAAGAAGUGGAGGAUCAUGGACGCAUCCCGGACCCUGAUGAUUUUGUGCCGCCUGUGCCUCCCCCUUCCUAUUUUGCCACAUUUUACUCGUGCACACCCCGGAUGAACCGCAGGAUGGUUGGUCCUGACGUUAUUCCCCUGCCACACAUCUACGGAGCUCGAAUCAAAGGUGUGGAAGUGUUCUGUCCUCUGGAUCCCCCACCGCCAUAUGAAGCUGUGGUGAGCCAGAUGGACCAGGAGCAGGGAUCUUCAUUCCAAAUGCCAGAAGGAUCAGAAGCUGCUGUGAUCCUAUUGGAUCCGGGCUGCACACAAGUGACUCAAGGUGGGGACAUUCCUAACAUACUUGCAGAAGAAAAUGCAUCCAUGUCAACUCCCAGUUCAACCCUGGUGCGUCCUAUGAGAAGCCGGAGAGCCCUCCCACCCCUGAGGACCAGGUCGAAGAGUGACCCUGUGCUCCAUCAUUCCGAGGAGAGAGCUGCCCCAGUGCUCAGCUGUGAAGCUGCAACACAGACUGAAAGGAGACUGGAUCUGGCUGCAGUGACUCUGAGGAGAGGCUUGAGAUCGAGAGCUUCACGAUGCAGACCGCGGUCUUUGAUAGAUUAUAAAUCCUACAUGGACACCAAGCUGCUGGUGGCGAGGUUCCUGGAGCACUCCUCUUGUACCAUGACCCCAGACAUCCAUGAACUUGUAGAAAACAUUAAAUCUGUUUUGAAGUCUGAUGAGGAGCACAUGGAGGAAGCCAUCACAAGUGCCAGUUUUCUAGAACAGAUAAUGGCCCCAUUGCAGCCCAGCACCUCCAGGGCCCACAUGCUGCCCUCGCGGAGACAGCCUGGCCUGCUGCACCUCCAGAGCUGCGGCGACCUUCACACCUUCACACCGGUGGGGAGGCCCCGAGCCGAGAGGAGGCCCCGGCGAGUGGAGGCUGAGCGGCCACACAGCCUCAUUGGGGUCAUCCGAGAGACUGUCCUGUGAACCCUGGAAGACAGAAGGCCACUCCAAGGGGAAGGAUCCCUCUCGUCUCUGCCAUUUCUUGGCUGGGAGCUGUGGUCCACCUCAAAAAAAGGAACACUCUGGAGGACACGUUUUCCCACCUGUUGACUCCCGUGUCUGCUGACCGAGGGCAUUCAGGAGUAAAUGCACAGGUCGGUCCAGGCCCAUCUGGGUUUGGGAUGCACUGAGUUGGAGGUUAUGAAAGCAUUGAUCCUCUCCUUCCUCUGCUGGGCCUCGCAGCAUUCCCAAGGGUCACAUGCCCUGGCAUGGGCAGAAACUGGGCUAAUGAUUCUUUGCCCACUUCACUCCUCGUGUCUCUCUUUGUUGCUAAGUUCUUCCCCUCUUGGAAGGACAGAUCUGCCGGGCUGCUAUUUAUAGUUGCCUUUGGCCUUUCACUGCUCUGCGAAUUGGCAGGAAAUAAGGCGAUUAACCCUAUGUGUCCACAAGCCUCAAGCCUUGUUUCAGGCCACCCUCAAAUCACACUCUCUUUAGGCAAAACAGGAAACUUCUUAAGUGACAAAUUUUAAUGCCAGACAUUUAAGGAGAGGAUUAUUGUUGAUUCCGUUUACUCAUGCUUGCAAAACUAGAGACCCCUAAGGCAGAACUGAGAAUAAACAUGUUUACUUUGGGCCACUGGGCUUGAUGUGUAA